Molecule: messenger RNA, 945 nt
Organism: Neoarius graeffei (lesser salmon catfish)
Lineage: Eukaryota; Metazoa; Chordata; Actinopteri; Siluriformes; Ariidae
Product: olfactory receptor 52B2-like
Exons: 1
Coding region: 1-945 (314 amino acids)
Biological process (GO): G protein-coupled receptor signaling pathway
Cellular component (GO): membrane
Molecular function (GO): G protein-coupled receptor activity; olfactory receptor activity
Source: RefSeq, a predicted model, not a curated record
AUGGAUUCCAAUAUAUCAACAUAUUCAACUCUUCUUACCCUGGAACCACUGGGCAUAUCACCACUUCAUAUUUUACCAGUGUUCAUGUUUGGAAUGCUUACCUAUUGUGCUAUUUUGUUUUUUAAUAUUACAUUACUACUAACAAUUGUUCUGAAACAAAAACUGCAUAAACCAAUGCACAUACUGUUGUUAAACAUGGCUAUUAAUGACAUUACCGGUGCCUCUGCCCUUUUUCCACAGAUCAUGACAAGUAUGCUUUCACAGAAUACAUCAGUCACUUAUUCUGCAUGUUAUGUGCAAGCCUUCUUGAUACAUUUGUAUGGAACUGGAACAUUUCUUAUUCUAAUUGCGAUGGCUUAUGACAGAUAUAUUGCAAUUUGCUGCCCGUUAAAAUAUCACGCCUUGAUGUCCACAAAUAACUUGUUGAAAAUAAUAAUUACAGUGUGGACAAUAGAUUUUACAGUGAUUGGUUUACUACUUGGUCUGAGCUACCGUCAAGAGAUUUGUAGCACGAGAACAGUUGACCCUUUCUGUAAUAAUCCAAGUUUGUUGAAGCUAAUAUGUGGGGACAUAAGGAUGAAUAAUUACUAUGGUCUGUCUCUUACAGCUUUGCUACACAUUCUAACACUGUUCAUCAUGUUAUUCACAUACAUUCAAAUCCUAAUCACCUGUGUAUCUACCGGUAAAAGACAGUCUGAUGCAAAAAGCAAAGCAAUUCAAACAUGCGGUACACACCUAGUUGUUUACUUAUGUUUAGAAUUCAUUUCACUGUUUGCCAUAAUUUCACACAGAUUUCCUAAUGUAUCCCAGUCCAUAAGAGGCACAAUUGCCGCAUAUUUCAUGAUAUUUCCUCCUUUUCUUAAUCCUCUAAUAUAUGGUUUGAAAACAAAGGAAAUUCGACAGAACGGUACUGUCUUGUUCUGUACAAAGAUCUCUCAGUCAUAA